GACGAGCAGUAGCGAUAACAUUAGGAUGGAGGAUUUGCAAAGGUCUCUGACGGUCCUUUCUGAUCCUCAAAAAGCAUUGGUUCGCAAACUUUGCUCGCUGGGACAGUCACACUUGUUUGCCAAGUGGCCCUGCAACACGUCUCCCACCUCUAGGCGGAAACUCGCUACGCAGCUUCAGGAGCUCGACGAGGCCUACGCAGAUGGAGGUCUUGAAGGCUACAUAAAUAACGCGAAGCGAUUGUUGUCGGACAGCCGAGAAGGAGUUAAUCCGCUCGAAGGCUGGGAGCCAAGCGUUCCUGAAGGGGAGCGUUUCGACCUCGGAACGAAAGAGUUCGAGGAAACAGAGUCGGCUGGACGUCCAGAACUCGGCAAGGUUGGAUUUGUGCUUGUAGCGGGAGGUCUUGGUGAACGUCUCGGCUACAGUAGCAUCAAAGUCGGUUUACCCACAGAAAUGGCUACUGAAACAUGCUACCUCCAGUACUACAUUGAAUAUAUCUUAGCGGUCCAGGUCAAGUAUGGCGAAGGCAAACGUUUGCCGCUAUGUAUCAUGACUUCGGGCGACACGAACGAGAAGACAGCAAAGCUACUCCGCAAAAACAAUUAUUUUGGUAUGCAGAAGUCGCAAAUCACCAUCGUCCAGCAAGGGCAGGGAGUCCCUGCACUCAUGGAUAACAACGCCAAAAUGGUGCUGGAAGAGAAUGAUUCCUCCAAGAUCGUCACGAAACCUCACGGACACGGUGAUGUUCACGCCUUACUAUACACUCACGGAGUGGCUAAACGGUGGUUAAGCGACGGUAUUGAAUGGUUAACGCUAUUUCAAGACACGAACGGUCUUGCAUUUCACACACUUCCUUUGAUGCUAGGUGUUUCCAAAAAGUUGGACCUGAUUAUGAAUUCGUUGGCUGUGCCUCGGAAAGCGAAGCAGGCAAUUGGUGGAAUUGCCAAACUGAAGCAUCAAACAACGGGAGAGUACAAGACACUGAACGUCGAGUACAAUCAGCUAGAUCCUCUGCUACGAGCUACCGGCAAUCUCGACGGCGACGUCAAUGAUGAAAAAACAGGUUAUUCUCCCUUUCCCGGAAACAUCAACCAGCUCCUCUUUAAGCUCGACGCGUACAGUGAUGCUCUAAAUCGUACGAAAGGCCUCAUGCCAGAGUUCGUCAAUCCAAAAUACAAGGACGACGCCAAGACAGUCUUUAAAAAGCCUACCCGACUGGAGUGCAUGAUGCAGGACUUUCCCACCAUCCUCGAAGGCGAAGACGCGAAAAGAGUGGGCUUCACCUCCGUCAGUGCGGACUUGUGUUUUUCGCCCGUCAAGAACGCUACUUCGGACGGAGCAGAAUUACAGGCCCAAAACACUCAACCAGGUACUGCCGCGAGUGGGGAAGCCGACCAAUUUGGCGCGGUACGGAAGAUCCUAGUGUCGCUUGGAUGCCAUGUGGAAACAGCGUCGGAGGAAACGUACGCGGGUAUCCAGGUUGUGCCCGGUCCGGCUAUUGUGAUCAAACCCAAUGCCGCGUGCUGUCCGGGCGAGUAUCAUCGCCUGUUUCCGACGCCGGACAAGGUGAAGAUCAGCGCGAACUCGACCCUGAUUGUCCGCGGAUCCGAGGUUACAAUUGAAAGUCUGGAUUUGGAUGGAACGCUUGUGGUCGACGCCGACGAAAACAAGUCGAUUGUAGUAAAAGACAAGAUUGUCAAGAAUGAAGGAUGGGUCAAGGUGGCCGACGACUCAAGCGAUGACGAAAUAAUAAAAAUGCGGGGCUACUAUAUCCUUCGCAAAGAGGCAGACUGGAUCGAAGAAAAGAACAAUUCUUGUGCAAUUUUGUAAGCCAUGAUUUCAGUUGUAACAGAUUUAAAGCGAUAUUUAGAUGACGCCAACUCUGUUAGCAACAUCAAGAGCAUCGUGGUCCUUGCUCAGUCGAACGUAGCUUUUUUUCAGUCCCCGCGGAGUAAUGAGAGUAUUGACCUUUUCGCAUUCGAUGUUGUAGAGGUCACGAACGGCAGCCUUGAUCUGACGCUUGUUCGCCUUGAUAUCAACAAUGAAAACCAAUGUGUUGCUGUCUUCGAUCAAUUUCAUUGAGGACUCAGUGGUAAGAGGGUACUUGAUGAUAGAGUGCUUAUCCAGAGUGUUCUUCUUGGGGGUGCUGGAGGCCUGGUAUUUAGGCUUCCGGUCAUGCUUAAGAGUCUUGGGCUUGUAGAAAUGAACCUUUGUAUGAAUUCGGGUGCCCUUUUUGGAGAUACCCUU
This is a messenger RNA of Phaeodactylum tricornutum CCAP 1055/1, 2245 nucleotides long. RefSeq names its product udp-n-acetylglucosamine diphosphorylase. The coding region runs from base 26 to 1828 and encodes 600 amino acids. Lineage: Eukaryota; Bacillariophyta; Bacillariophyceae; Surirellales; Neidiaceae. Gene Ontology annotation, molecular function: UDP-N-acetylglucosamine diphosphorylase activity. The record is from RefSeq and is a predicted model, not a curated record. The transcript has 2 exons. Gene Ontology annotation, biological process: UDP-N-acetylglucosamine biosynthetic process.